GUCGCCCCGGACGCAGCGGCGGCUGAGGCGGCGCCUUUCCCGCCGCGCCUGUCUGAGGGCCUCGCGGAGCGCCGCGGCCGCCAUGGCCGGGGUGGUGCGCACCCUGGGCCGCUGCCUCUGGCCGGCGCCGGGCGGCGACCCGCGGGCCGAGGCGGCCGGGCCGGGCGAGGCGGGCAAGGAGGGCGGCCUUCCCCCGCCGCCGCCGCCGCCGCCCCUCCGCCGGCGCGACCUGGAGCGCGAGGCGCGGCGCCGGAGCCGCGAGAUCGACGCGCUGCUGGCCCGCGAGCGGCGCGCCGUCCGCCGCCUGGUGAAGAUCCUGCUGCUGGGCGCCGGCGAGAGCGGCAAGUCGACCUUCCUCAAGCAGAUGCGCAUCAUCCACGGGCGCGAGUUCGACCAGAAGGCGCUGCUCGAGUUCCGCGCCACCAUCUACGAGAACAUCCUCAAGGGCUGCCGGGUUUUAGUCGAUGCACGGGACAAACUUGGCAUUCCUUGGCAGUAUGCGGAAAAUGAGAAGCAUGGGAUGUUUCUGAUGGCCUUUGAAAAUAAAGCUGGGAUGUUCAUUGAGCCCUCGGUGUUCCAGUUGUAUGUACCAGCUCUGACCGGCCUGUGGAAGGAUUCUGGGAUCAAGGAAGCUUUCAGCCGUCGAAGUGAAUAUCAGCUGGGUGAAUCAGUAAAAUAUUUCCUGGAUAAUCUGGAUCGGAUUGGCCAGUUGAACUAUUUUCCCAGUAAGCAAGACAUCUUGCUAGCUAGAAAAGCCACCAAAGGGAUUGUGGAGCAUGACUUCAUUAUUAAGAAGAUUCCGUUCAAAAUGGUGGAUGUGGGUGGACAGAGGUCUCAGCGCCAAAAAUGGUUUCAGUGUUUUGAUGGGAUAACGUCCAUACUAUUUAUGGUUUCCUCAAGCGAAUACGACCAGGUUCUCAUGGAGGACAGACGCACAAACAGACUAGUUGAAUCCAUGAAUAUCUUUGAGACCAUCGUCAACAACAAGCUCUUUUUUAACGUCUCUAUCAUUUUAUUUCUUAAUAAAAUGGACCUCCUGGUGGAGAAGGUCAAGAAUGUCAGCAUUAAGAAGUAUUUCUCAGACUUCAGAGGUGAUCCUCACCGUCUGGAAGAUGUCCAGCGUUACCUGGUACAGUGCUUUGAUAGAAAGAGGCGAAAUCGCAGCAAGCCCCUUUUCCAUCAUUUCACAACCGCCAUCGACACUGAGAACAUCCGCUUUGUCUUCCACGCGGUGAAGGAUACCAUCCUUCAGGAGAACCUUAAGGAUAUAAUGUUGCAGUGAAUGAAAAUGGAUUUCUCUUUAUGGAAACCUAACCAGUUGUAGGCCCAGCUGUUACCACUAUGGGUUUUGCAGUGCAUCUUUUUUCUGAAGAUCCAGGCUGUUCCUUGGAUGAGGAAGCCUGGGCAGAAGACCCAGAAGCAGAAGAAUUAACCACAACUGAAAAAGUCGCUGUUGCAGACACAUUAUUUUCUGAACCCUGAAUGCUAUUUCUUCUUGGCUUUUGAAAAGAGAGGCCCAACCUUUUGGGGGAAAUGUAACUAAGGUCUCUGUGUGAAUUAAUUUUGUCCUGCAACAAUGCCAGAAUGUGCUGGCUACCAUACCUGUCAGCCUCACUAGUUUUGGGUGCUGAAAUAACGGACUCAGUAAUAUAUUUCAUUUCUUCGCUGAUGGUUCUUUUUAGAGAGUACGUGUAAUAUGUUGUCAUAAUUCCAAGAUCAGUAUAUAGGCCAGGUGCACACACAGACCUUUGGAUUGUGUUUGCCAACUGGUUAUCUUCGCUCUUGUUUAAGGAAUUUCUCUUCGGCUUUCCUUAUGUAGAAAUCCAGAAUUGUAAACUGAAUUUAGGUGGUCAUACAAGCAAAACAUUUUUUUUUAGCAAGACACAUCAAAACAGCAAAUAUCUAAAGCUUGGGUUGGUAGAACAUGCUUUGCACGAGAUUGUUACUGCAUGUUGGGACAUAGCUUCAGCAGUAACACAGUUUCAGGACAACGAAUAUACACACCUAGUGCUUUAGUAAAACAUCUUUAACUUUGUUUUCUUAUUAGAUUUAUAUUAAAAAAAAAUCCCUCAGUGUGACAGGGUUUCCUGUCACUAAUAUGGAAGUUAAUACAAUUUUUAGACAGGUCUUGGCAAGUAGCAACUGCCCACACUACUACAGAGAUUUGCUCUUAAAAAUCAGUGUUUCAGAGGCACUGAGUUUGGGUUAAAAGAUCUUGCUUUGAGUUUAUUCUUAAUUAUAUAGGAAUUUACCAUUGUAUGUCAUAAUGCAUUUAAAAAAACAUAAACUGUCACGUGUAACUUGCCUGUUUAAGGCUAGAAUAGAAUAUGUGUGAACUUUCGGGAGGCUGUGAAUAACAUUGAUGUGAGCUUAUUUUUUCAUUCUAAAAUGCUAUAUUUAACUAUGGGUGCCUUUCUUUUGUGUACACAGUUCACACUUUGUCUACUCUGAGGUAUGUAUUAAUCAAACUAAGUCCUGCCUUAUCCAUUCUAUAACCAUUAUUCAGGGAUAAUCUUCAACGUAAGAAAUCUUUACUGUGACUUUGGUACCAGAUUUUGUAAUAAAACAAAGGGCUUAGUCUUUCCUAUAUCUUA
Molecule: messenger RNA, 2594 nt
Organism: Candoia aspera
Lineage: Eukaryota; Metazoa; Chordata; Lepidosauria; Squamata; Candoiidae
Gene: GNA12
Product: G protein subunit alpha 12
Exons: 4
Coding region: 83-1282 (399 amino acids)
Biological process (GO): adenylate cyclase-modulating G protein-coupled receptor signaling pathway; Rho protein signal transduction
Cellular component (GO): brush border membrane; heterotrimeric G-protein complex
Molecular function (GO): GTPase activity; D5 dopamine receptor binding; G-protein beta/gamma-subunit complex binding
Source: RefSeq, a predicted model, not a curated record